Messenger RNA from Pungitius pungitius (ninespine stickleback), 2107 nucleotides. RefSeq names its product CD27 molecule (gene cd27). Gene Ontology annotation, biological process: negative regulation of apoptotic process; extrinsic apoptotic signaling pathway in absence of ligand; response to type II interferon. Gene Ontology annotation, cellular component: CD40 receptor complex; CD95 death-inducing signaling complex; external side of plasma membrane. The record is from RefSeq and is a predicted model, not a curated record. The transcript has 10 exons. The coding region runs from base 1365 to 2075 and encodes 236 amino acids. Lineage: Eukaryota; Metazoa; Chordata; Actinopteri; Perciformes; Gasterosteidae. Gene Ontology annotation, molecular function: tumor necrosis factor receptor activity; antigen binding; protein binding.
ACGAGUCCGCAGGGUUACACCAAUCUAAUGACUAUUUGGGUUAGAUAAGAGGAAGAAUUACAUUUAUCUUAUUUAAUGAUUUUAGCAUGUGGACCUAAAUGAACCCAAAAUUGUUUUUCUUGUUUUUUUAACACAACAUGUCUCACCUCCAAAGUGCACUUUGUGCUGUUAAAACAAUACAAAUAUUAAAAGUUCACAUUCCUUCCCAUAGAGCAAGUAAAACAGACUGCAUGAUUCGCAAUCAAUUGAAUAUGUAUAUCAAUUAUCUUCUUAAAAAUCCCAAAAUGAAUCACUUUAACCACUGAACAUUUAAGAAUUAAGUCCAGAAAAUGUGAUAAGUAAUAAGUAGUAAUAAGUAUUUUUUUCUCAUUGUUAUUACAACACUAUAAUUGGAAUACGCUGGUACUUUAGUCAUCAGGCCAGCAGAGUGUCAUGUUGCUUGUACAGUAGCCAACCUAAGAGCCCAGUCAGCGGAGCAAGACAAAUACUUCCUCAGAAAAACCACAUCCUUCCUUUUUAGCGAGCAAACAGAAAAAACGUGCCUUCAUCUUGCCUCUCUGUAUGGCUUGUGCGCAUAAACUAUCAAGGACUUAAUGUGUCAUAUGGUAUAUACAGACAUCUUGUGUAGCUCUUUUCUUACAUGUACAUGCAAAUAAUGUAUUUCAGACAGAGAACACAGAGUUCAGUCUUGUGGACUCUGUAUAUUUCAAGCCAAAUGAAAAAAAAAAAAAAAUGUUGUUUCUGAUUUCUUCAUCCCAACGGACGUCAACAGGUUCCCGGCAAGCAGACUAAUACACAGAAACCUCUAUAAUCACAAGGUUCUCUCUUAGUCACUUACAGGUGGUUAUAAUGCCAGGUCAUCUCUCUGCCAGUCACCACUGUAGUUUUGGUGUUUUUGAGGCUUCAUGAUACUGCCCGCUCACCUGUAGGCCCGGCUCUGCAGUCUGCGGUGUCAGGAUCCUUGUCUGACCCGUUCGGCCUUUAGCCUGUGUUUUACCCGCCCAAAGUCUCCUUCUCCCUCAUGUGUCUGUCACCUCUGUUUGUUGUGUUGUGUUGCCACAUGCUCGUUGUGUGUGUGUUCUUGGUCUCUCCUCCAGACGCCGCCCGUUGCCACAGCCUGGAGCAGGACCCAGCCGACACAGAUGAGGACAGUGGCUGUAUUUCAUCCCUGCUCCUGCAGGCGUGGGCUGUCGGUCCGUUUCGUCUUCUUCCCCCGAGUUCCAGUACUCCACUUGCCUCCGACGUCGUGCCACGGGACUCACGCCCGGGAAUUGUCUUUUUGGGACAACGGAUAAAACGGAGGAUCGGAAGAUGCGUGUCGUAAGAAGAGCGUAAAUUAACCGCUGAAUUUCGGACGUGCCGAGAUGAAGAAAGGCUGCCACUCAAUUAGGAUGUUUCUGAGUCUCCCGCUCGGAGGGUCCCAGGUUGCAUCUGUUCUCACACUCUCGUCCACGAUGAAGCCAGACGUUUUUGUUUUUACUUUGCUGUUCAGUCCCUACUUCCUUUCUCCCGUUUGUCCCAUAAACUGCAAUGAAACACAGUAUGACUGGCCAAUGGACGGACCCCAGCUGUGCUGUAACAAGUGCCCUCCAGGGGAACAUAUGGUGCGGCGUCCAGUUAUAACUUGCGGAAUUGAGUGUCGCCCCUGCCCUGGUGCCCUGUACAUUGAUACCUACAACGUGGAGAUGAGCUGCGAAAUUUGCCAAAAAUGCGAUAAACCACACAUGGAGUAUUCCUCGCUAUGUAGCACGACUCGUAACGCUGUGUGCAAAUGUAAAGCUGGCUACAGAUGCAUAGACGCUUCCUGCAAAGAGUGUGAGGCGAUGCCAUCCACCACCACCAAACCCACGCUCCCUCCAUCCACUACAGGAGAUAUUACCACUCAAUUGGAACCUUCUCAACCAGUCAAUGGGAUCACGAUGGUUGCUGUAGCAAAAAUCAAGCCUUUUUUACUGUGGAUCAAAUCUAAACAUGGCUACGUUUUGGCUAAAGAUCCCCAACCAGCAUCGCGAUGCUCCGAAGAUGAGGAAGUAUCUGCCCCCAUUCAGGAAGUUCUUGGGAAAUGCGAAGUAUGAGUUUAAGGAGCCUAAACUUGAUGAGAAGGGAU